CCAAAUGCGCUUGCACAAGAAGCGCUCUUCGCUUGUCAUGCUCGCUACCCUCGCUGUUGCCGUCCUGCUUUUGUGCGGCGCCCGCAACGGACCCGUCUCUGCCGGACCAGGACUGUUUGGUCUUCCAAGUUUGAUCGGCGCUGAUGCGCAACAAGUCAUAUGUCCUCGGUGCACGUUUGUCAACGAGACAGUGAACUGGCAGAUUCUGCCCCGUCUGGCGCCGUUCACGCUGGCAAGCGGCGACGGGGCGCCGUCGCAAGACACGGCCGUGCGAUUGUGCCAUGACACCAACGCGCUUCACGUCCGAUUCGACGCAACGGACAUUGACAUUAUCAACAAUUAUACCACGUGCAAUUCGGACAUUUGGAACCUCGAAACAGUCGAGUUUUUUGUCGCACCAGGCCCUGAGACACCAACAGUGUAUCACGAGCUCGAUCAGAGCCCCAAUCCGGGAGCCUACUUUGCAUCACUCAUCCACAACCCCAACGACAAGUGUGCGGGCAUUGUUGGAAACCUCAUGUCCUGCCCAACUGUCGGAGUCUCAUGGGCCACCGGUCGGGUCAGCAACGGUUGGUGGGCGACCAUCGUGGCCGACUUUGACGUGCUCGUCAACCUCACUGGCGACGCUCGCGGCUGGCAUUCGGAUCCUCGCCAGUUCGGCGAGCAGCUUUCGGUGCUCAAUCCUCCCGUUGACAACGAGCCGGUCGAGGUCCCCAUUUUGUUCGAACGCGAGGGUCGGGCGCCCAUUCCGAAAGUCUGGCGUGCCAACUUUUACCGAAUUGACGCUCACGCCAACGGCACCAUCGAGUAUUCCUGCUUGCACUCGACUCUGACAAACCCAGCUUGCUUCCAUGUUCCUUCGCGCAUGGUCGGUCUGUUGCUGGUAUAGUGUUGUCGUGGGCAAUCCGGGUUUGAAACCUCAACCGGUAAAAUUUGAAGUUGGGGGGGGGGGUUUUUUGGUUUUUUUCUCCUAUCAGUCGACCUGAUAACCAGAUAGGUUGCCUCUAGGUAGUAAUUCAGGAUUUUUGGCAUGUUUUGUGCACCGAGGCUCUGCUCGCAAGCACUUGUAGAAACGAAACACAAAAAAAACCAGACCAAAAAAACAAACACAUUCUACCCCGA
Capsaspora owczarzaki ATCC 30864 is the source of this 1122-nucleotide messenger RNA. RefSeq lists its product as hypothetical. Bases 5 to 889 code for a protein of 294 amino acids. The record is from RefSeq and is a predicted model, not a curated record. NCBI's taxonomy places the organism in Eukaryota, Filasterea, Ministeriida, Capsasporidae. The transcript has 4 exons.